AUGAGCUGCCAUUAUAAAGUAACAAUCCCACAUUCUCCGAUUUUUACUUUAUUUUUCUUUAUUAUUAUCUCACUUUCUCCAAAUGCUGCCAAUAUUGUAAAAAUUGCCCAUUUACAGCCAAACAAUCCAGCAAUUGUACACGAACCUCAGGUUUUGAAAAUGUGUUCAAACAACUUGAAGGAACGGAAAAUUCUUCCGGAUGUUAUUAGUUUUGAUGUAUUUACAAUGGAAUCUUGUAACCGCUAUAGUGGAGUGGAACACGCCGCCUACCUUCACUAUGUCCGCAAUGCUAGUGUUUAUUUUGGUCCGGGAUGCAAUAAUGAAAUUUUGGUUAUUGGCAGACUUGUCUCUCGUUGGAAUGUUCCAAUCGUUGCUCACAUGUCUGGAGACGAUGCACUUUCCGAUAGAAGCGUUUUUGACACCUUGAGUUCUGUAGCUCUCACUUCAGCAACAGAAAUGGCUCGUGCUACACUAACUUUUCUUCAACUUUAUGGGUGGAAACAAGUUGGCCUAGUUCGUUCAAAUGUCAACUUUGACCGGUUAUCUCUACAUUCCCUCAAAAAUUAUUUGAAAGAUGCCCAGAUUGAUAUCAACAUUGAAAUUGAAUUGGACCCUUAUAUGACUCCAGACGAGAUUAUUGCUACAGGGAGACUUAAAUUGCUUAGAAAUAGAGCUAGAAUUAUUAUUGUUGAAAUGGGUCUGGAUUUACACACUAACCGUGCUUUUAUGGUUGCAAUCCAUCGUACCCAAUUAAAGACAAAUGAAUUUGUCUAUAUAAUCCCUUGGCUAGCACAUAUGCAUGACCACUACCCUUGGGAAGCUAGCAACAUUGACAAACUCGAAACAAAAAUGGCUUUUGAUGAUACCAUAGUUAUUACUGCACAUGGCUACGACAAAAAAUUUAUUGAAGAUUUUGAAUUAAAAUUUUCUAAAGUGACUGGGGUAAUUAGCAGUCAUUAUGCUACACUUUCUUAUAUGUCACUUUAUGAUGCUUUAUAUUUGUACGGAUUAGCUCUUCGAGAUGCUUAUGAUGAAACAAAAAAUGACAGUAUUUAUGUAGAUGGAUCUUUUAUUUGGAAGAAAAUGACUGCACGUCAAUUCCUUGGUUCGACUGGCCAAGUUUUAAUGAACAAUAAAGCUGUCAGGGUGCCAAGUUAUGCUACUUAUUUAACAAAAAAUGGGACAAUGCGUAUUGUUGUUGAACUUGAAGCUAGAUUAGGUGAUAAAUUGAAAUGUGCAGUGUCUGACAAUGAUUGUUCUGAACAUGUGGCCCAUGAGGUUAACAGCAAUUUCUGGCAUAGCUAUGAUGGGCAUUUACCUACUGAUAUGCCAAAAUGUGGUUUUGAUGGAAGUAUUUGUGAUUAUACAAUGCUUUAUGUUGCUAUUGGAAUUGUGCUCUUCUUCCUUAUUACAAUUCCGAUUGGCUAUCUUCUCUACAUCAAAGAAAAAGAGAGAAUGCUUUAUGAUAUGACCUGGCGUAUACCGAGAGAACAAAUUCGUCUUUUGGAAGCUCGUGCUAGGACGAGCAGAAGUGGAGGUUCGAAAUCUUUUACAAGCGAUUCUUUUACUGGAAGUGUUGAAACUGAAGUGGCUAAUAGCCGUCUUAGUGCAAAACAGGCAAAUGCUAAUGGAGUGCGUUGUGCCUAUAAAAGAUUUAGACAAACAAGAAAUAUUAGUUUUAGUAAGGAGGAAUUGUCACGUCUGAAAGAGUUGAAAAUGAUUGAAUUUGAAAAUUUAAAUAAAUUUUAUGGAAUUUCCUUCAAUCAACAAAAUGAACUAAUAAUUUUAUGGAUUCUCUGUCAGAGAGGAAGCUUAGAGGAUAUGCUGUUUAAUGAAGAAUUAAAAAUUAGUCGGAAUUUUCAAGUUUCGUUUGCCAAAGAUGUUAUUAAGGGUCUCUUUUUUAUCCACACAUCAACUUUAAAAUAUCACGGCUUUCUUUGUCUACAAAAUUGUCUCGUAGAUUCUAACUGGAAUGUUAAAUUAACUAAUUUUGUGACGGAACAAAUAAUUGGAGAAAAGCUUCGACAUAAUGAAUUAAAAUAUAUGACGGAAUCUGUAAUAAGAGCACAGAAAAAACAAAUGCAUAAAAAGGAUCAAAAAGCGGAUGAAAGGGAAGAGAAGGAACGUAUAAAGAAAAGAAAGGAUGAACGUGAGCGACGCAAGAAAGACAAGAAGGACAGUGGAGAUCAAGACAGUACGGAGGACAGUCGUACAAUCUCUGACGAGGAAUUGGAGCAAUCCAAAAAAAUUUAUGAAAAAUCGCAUUUGAAAAAAUAUAUCCAACAAGCACCAGAAAUUAUCAGAGAAUUUAUUUCUUCAAAACAUUUACCUCAAGGCUCCCCGGCUUCUGAUAUGUAUAGUCUUGGAAUGGUUUUGUAUCAAAUUUUGUUUAAAUUGGAACCCUUUUAUGAGAGAAAUAUGCAACCCAAAAAAAUUAUGGAAAGAAUUUCUCUUUCAAGUGAAAAUGAUCAAAUUAUACGUCCGACAUUCCCCAAUCAACGCAAUAUAAGUAAUGAAGAGGGAUAUAAUCUUCAGUUGCUUUCGGCAAUAGAAGCCUGUUGGCUUGAAUUACCAGAAAUGCGUCCAAAUAUCAAAAGAAUGAAAACAAUGGUUAAUUCAAAUUUAAAAUCAACGGGGAGCGGGUCUUUAGUCGACCAAAUGAUGAAAAUGAUGGAAGAAUAUACGACAAAUUUGGAACAAUUAGUUAAGGAAAGAACUCAACAAUUGGAAGAAGCACAACAACAAGCUGAUCGCCUUCUUAAAAAUAUGCUUCCAACAUCUGUCGCUGAGGACUUGAAAGCAGGACGUCCAGUCCUUCCCCAAUACUAUUCCAAUACAACAGUCCUUUUCUCUGAUAUUCGAGGCUUUACCCGUAUAGCUAGUACAUCUACUCCUAUACAAGUUGUUAGCUUCUUGAAUGAUCUUUUCUCUGGUUUUGAUGCUAUAAUUGCUAAACAUGAUGCGUAUAAAGUUGAAACUAUUGGAGAUGCUUACAUGAUCGUUUCCGGUGUUCCCCGUGAAAAUGGAAAUGCCCAUGUCCAACACAUUGCUUGUCGCCAAACAUUGGCGACUUUUGGCCAAUUUUUUACCCGAUCAUUUUUGGUUAAUUUUUUCCUUGUUCACUGUUCAUUUCUUGUCGUCCACUCUCCUUUUUUCAAACUUAUUUGCCCGCCUAAAUUCCUUUCAUUUAUUUUUGUGUCCGUUCGUACCAGCCACCCUCUGUUCUCUUACUUAUUUUUUCCUAUUGUUUUUGGACUUGGCUUCUCUGGCCGAGUCUUCUCUUCUGUUUAUUUUUCUCUAGCUACUUCGCGCAAUUUUUCAAACUUACAUUUUUUCAUUAUUUUAUUGCCAGACCCCGCCCUUAUUUGCGCCUAUUUAAGAGGUAGAUCAGCCACCCAAAUAUCCUCAUUCUUCUUCAACUUCAACAACCUUCAACUUAAAUCGCGUGUGGCUGAUCUGCUUCGCUGGCCCCUUGCUGGCCCUCAACUUGUUCGCCCUGAUUGUUUAUUGCUAUUUGGAGAAAUAAAAUUGCUUUUUGUUGGACUUGUGUGUGUUUUUUUGGGUGGUUAA
Molecule: messenger RNA, 3570 nt
Organism: Meloidogyne enterolobii
Lineage: Eukaryota; Metazoa; Nematoda; Chromadorea; Rhabditida; Meloidogynidae
Source: the annotation of a GenBank genome assembly